AUGCGAUUAUCGCGGUCAGUGUUGGCUACGAAGAGACGGAAGAAUCAGAAUUUGGGGAAAAAUUAUAGGGGUAAGAAAAAGCACAAAAGAUUAGACGCAAUUUGUGAGAAGGCUUACAAUAGGAGUCAUCUUAAAGGGGUUGAAGAGGUUGAAUCUAGUGAGUUUAAUAAUGGAGGGAAUGGACUUGAGCUCCGAAGGAGCAUUAGGGCUCGUAGAGCUCCUGUAUUUCUUGAUUCGUCACCUACGCCACCCAGAAAGCGGCAGAGGGUUGAUAGAGGAAGUCGGCUCAAUAGUACUGAACGGGUGAAUAGAGAAGAAGAGGAGAGGUGUGAGUUGUUGCCCUCAACCUCGAGGAAUUUGGAGGGAGAGAACAAUGGUUGGCAGUUGAGGUUGAGAUCUAGGGACAAGAGUGCAAAUCGAGGAGGGAGGGAGAUUGUGCCAAGAGGUAAGCGGAAGCUUUUUGAUGAUUUUGAUGAGUACAAGGAAGGAGCUAUGCCUCGGCUUGAUGGAAAGAAAGAGGAUAUAGUGGGUGGGAAGUCGACUGUUGUUAAGUUGACGAGACCUGGAAAAAUCAUAGCUUCAAAUGUUUUAGCAAAUGAGAAUCUGGAAAUUGAUUUGGGAAAUGACAUGGAGGAUGAUACCGAGAAGGAGGAACUAUUGGAAGUGACAGAUGAGCGGGAUGGACUGCAUGUAAAAUUUGAUUUGGAACAUAGAAAUGAGGAUGGAGAUGAAUCUGAAAAUCUUACUUCACAGAUGGGUGAGAAAAGGGAGAUUGAAAUUCAAACAGAACUACAACUGGGAGACUGCCAGGGCAGUAGCAAUGUGGAAACCAUGGAACAAGAUAUGGGUGUGGAUAAACAAGCUUGUGAUCUUGCAGAAGACAAAAACAAUGCCGUUGCAGUUGAUUGUGAUACACAAGACAAUGCAAAUGAGGAAGAGCACCGUGAUGAACCUUUGGAAGAUGAGACCUGUAACAAAUUAAAUGGGCCAAAGUAUGUUUCAGAUGUUGUGCUCAGCAAACCAGGAAUAAAACCGGGAAGACGAUGUGGUUUGUGUGGGGGUGGUACUGACGGUAAACCACCCAAAAUAUUAGUACAUGAUGGGGCUAGCAGUGAUAAUGAGACAUAUAUUGGGUCUUCUGCUUCUGAGGAACCUGAAUAUGAUAUAUGGGAUGGAUUUGGCGAUGAAUCUGGAUGGCUUGGACGGCUCUUGGGCCCUAUAAAUGAUCGCUUUGGUAUAGCUGGAAUAUGGGUUCAUCAGCAAUGUGCUGUAUGGAGUCCAGAGGUUUAUUUUGCUGGGCUGGGAUGCUUGAAAAAUGUUCGGGCAGCACUUUGCAGGGGAAGAGCGUUGAAGUGCAGUCGCUGUGGGAGGCCAGGGGCAACAAUAGGGUGUCGUGUUGAUCGAUGUCCCAAAACUUACCACGUGCCAUGUGCUCGAGCCAACGGUUGCAUUUUUGACCACCGCAAAUUUCUCAUUGCCUGCACUGAUCACCGGCAUCUCUUCCAACCCCAUGGAAGUCAAUAUUUGCACAUCUUAAAGAAAAUGAAGGCAAAGAAAAUGAAGUUGGAAAUUAAAAAGAUGUCAAAUGAUGCACGACGUAAGGAUAUUGAAGCAGAAGAGAAAUGGUUGGAGAACUGUGGGGAGGAUGAAGAAUUUCUGAGACGUGAGAGCAAGAGGCUUCAUCGAGAUUUGUUGAGAAUUGCACCUGUGUACAUUGGGGGCACAAAUUCGGAGAAUGACAUACAAUUUAAAGGCUGGGAAUCUGUUGCUGGGCUUCAAGAUGUCAUCCGAUGCAUGAAGGAGGUUGUCAUUUUACCACUUUUGUAUCCUGAAUAUUUCAACAAUCUAGGGCUUGUGCCUCCCAGAGGCGUUCUUUUGCAUGGAUAUCCUGGAACAGGCAAAACAUUGGUUGUGCGUGCAUUGAUUGGUUCUUGUGCUCGAGGGGAUAAACGUAUAGCAUAUUUCGCUCGCAAAGGGGCAGAUUGUUUAGGCAAAUAUGUUGGUGAUGCUGAGCGCCAGCUCCGACUUCUGUUUCAAGUGGCUGAGAAAUCACAACCUUCUAUAAUUUUCUUUGAUGAGAUAGAUGGCUUGGCCCCUUGCCGCAAUAAGCAGCAAGAUCAAACACACAGUUCAGUGGUCUCCACUUUGCUUGCUUUAAUGGAUGGUUUAAAAUCACGAGGUUCAGUUAUUGUAAUAGGAGCUACAAAUCGUCCUGACGCAGUUGAUCCUGCUUUAAGGCGUCCUGGGAGGUUUGACCGUGAAAUUUUUUUCCCACUGCCUUCAGUUAAGGACAGAGAAGCCAUCCUUUCAUUGCACACUCAGAAGUGGCCUAAGCCUAUUACUGGAUCCUUACUCAAGUGGGUAACAAGGCGAACUGUGGGAUUUGCUGGUGCUGAUCUUCAGGCUCUUUGUACUCAAGCGGCCAUCAUCGCUCUGAGGAGAAGCUUUUCAUUGCAAAAAGUUCUUUAUGAGGCUGGAGGAAAAACUUCUCAGCAGGUACGUGCUCCUAUUCCCAAGUUUAGUGUGGAGGAGAGAGAUUGGCUGGAGGCUCUUUCUCAUGCACCGCCUCCUUGCUCUCGGAGAGAAGCUGGGAUUGCUGCAAAUGAUGUCGUAUCUUCUCCUCUUGACUCCCAUCUCAUUCCUUGUCUGCUGCAACCACUAACCAGAUUGCUCAUUUCACUUUAUUUGAAUGAGCAUGUUGUCUGGUUGCCACCACCUCUGAGUAAAGCUGCCACGUUGGUGAAGGAUGUAAUUAUUUCUGCUCUGGAUAGAAAGAGUGCGCGGACCGACAAAUGGUGGUUGCAUGUUGAUGAUUUGCUCCAACAAGCUAAUGUUACUAGUGAGAUUGAAAAUUACCUCGCACUUGCUAAUGUUCUGAUUGGAGGACUUCACUUCUGCAGUUCUGAUGCAUUAGAGGACAAUACUCGUGAUUGCUCAAAAUUUUGCACCUCCAACUUUCAAUUUACAGAUGCUCGUCCUGGGUUCAUGCAGAAUAUAUCUUAUAUCUCAGGGAAUAAAUCAGGAUUUCAGAUAUUGAUUUCUGGAAAUCCAAGAUCUGGCCAGAGGCAUCUUGCGUCUUGCCUUCUCCACUGUUUUGUUGGGAAUGUCGACGUGUGGAAAGUUGAUUUGGCCAGUAUUUCUCAAGAAGGACAUGGAGAUAUGGUUCAUGGGCUAACACAAAUAUUGAUGAGAUGUGCUGGUGCACAGACAUGCAUGAUAUUUAUGCCAAGAAUUGAUUUAUGGGCUGUAGAGACGAGUUCUGAAGCUUGUGAACAGGAAAGUUAUUCUGUUUUAGUGGAACCUCAAUCCUCUGAGAAGAAAUCUUGUUAUAGACUUGGUGAAGUUGACAAGGUAGAUGAGCUUUGUGCACGUGCUAAAGGAACAGAGAUGGCAGAGUCCUCAACUGCUGUGAAGAAGGCCUCGUAUCUCUGGAACUAUUUUCUUGAGCAGAUCGAGCCCAUACGAGUACGUUCAUCCUUGAUAAUCCUGGCGACAUCAGAAGUACCAUCCUCAUUAUUCCCUCAGAGGAUAAGGCAGUUCUUUGAGAAAGAUACAGCAGGUAGCGGUCUCUCUAGUCAAAUGGAGGAUGCUGCGCCUCGGUUCCCUGUGCUGCUUGAUGGGAAUUUUGAUCAUGAUAGGAUGAUUGAUUCAUUUGCUUCAAAGUUGUCAAAGGAUUUAGCACAACAAUUUGUUCAGUUAAUUCAUCAUAGAAACCACAUGCAUAGGAAGUCUGUAAAGGAGACAAGAGCUUGUGAUACAGUUGAAGGCAAUGUUGAUAAAGUUAAUCAUAGCUCAGAUCCAGGAUCUGCUAUUGUUCUUGAUGGUAAAUCAUGUCCCAUAAGUCCAGUUGCAUUUACAAAUAAAGCUAUGAAAGGGAGAUCAGGCUUGCUGGUAGCGAUAUCAACAUUAGGCUAUCAGAUUUUGUGUUAUCCUUAUUUUGCUGAGCUUUGUUGGGUCACAUCCAAGUUGAAAGAAGGACCCUAUGCGGACAUUAGUGGAUCCUGGAAAGGUUGGCCCUUCAACUCUUGUAUUGUUCGCCCUAUGAAUUCAGCUGAGCAGUUUACUGUUGCCUCUGGCUCGAUCAAUAUCAGAAGCAAAGAAAAAUUUGGUUUGGUAAGAGGAUUAGUUGCUGUUGGUUUAUCGGCAUAUAGAGGAGAAUACAAGUCUCUUAGGGAGGUUUCCUCGGGGGUUCGGAAAGUUUUGGAACUUCUCGUUGCACGCAUUAAUGAUAAAAUCCAGGAUGGGAAAGAUAGAUAUCAGUUUAUUCGUCUUCUAUCACAGGUAGCUUAUCUUGAAGAUAUUGUUAUCAGCUGGGUUCACACACUGCGAAGUUUGGAGAUGGACGCUCAAAUUUCUGAGGCAAAACCCAAUGGUGAUUGUACAGGAUCUUUGGACAAUGAUAAUGCCUGCAAGAAUAGUAAUCUAGGCACUGAUCAGAAGUUAGAUGUUUCUGAGGGAACUUUAAAUCCACCAAAAAUGCUGGAAGAAAGUCUCCAUAGAUUUGGUGCUAAAGAUGGUUUAUGUGCUAACCUAGAUGAUGGUGAUAAUGGUUAUCCUGACGCAAGUGGUGGAGUUGCGGCAACAGCAUUGGAGCCUACACGAAUGGUUGUUUCAGUUCGUUCUUCCCCUGUUGAAAAUCUUAAUGGUCCAUUGCCGAACGAAGUUAAGUCUCUGGUUUCUAUGACAAAACAUAUGGGAGAUCGUGCAGAAUAUGGACUUGUUGGAUCUAUUCAACAUUCCAAUGGUUUUAGAGAAGCAACUCCAUAUGUUUCGGGUGAUAAGCAUGGUAUUGCUCUUUCUGGUUCUUCAAAAUCUUGCACACGGGAUAGUGGCUCGUCCUCGGCAGACAAGGACAUUCCCUCUGAAAAUUCCAAGGAAAACUCCGGUGGGCAUGUUGUUGAUUCCAAUCACUCUUCUAAAUCUGCCACUCUUGAGGCUGACUCGUCUGUUAGGUACCUGUACCAUUGUUGUUCUGAGUGCCUUGUCAACCUCCAAAAUUUUCUUCAAAAAAUCAUUAAUUCUAAGUGGGUACUUGAAGGAAGAGAUUCAACCAUAGAUGGUGUACAUGAUUUUGUUGCCUCUUUAUCAGUAAAUCUUCAUAUAGCAGUAAGUAAACUGCCUGCCAAAAGUUCUGUCUAUUCGUGUAAUAGAAAAUUGGGUCCGGGAGGUCAGAAAAUCGACAUGUCUCAAUGUGAAAAUUCAGAGAAAGGAUUGCCAAUGGAAUGUAGUUGUCAUGAUACAAGCGAGAGUGCAAAUUUCGUCAAGAAUUCUCAUCAUUGGCUUGAUUCAAAAUUCGUAUUCAGAAAUGGUGUAUUGGCUACUCCAGACACUGGUAAUGACUUAUCUUUUCACUGUAAAUUUGAGAAAUUAUGCCUUUGUUUUCUUAUAGAGUGGAUGGCGAUGAACAAGGAGUCUUUAGAUUGA
This is a messenger RNA of Fraxinus pennsylvanica, 5424 nucleotides long. The record is from the annotation of a GenBank genome assembly. Lineage: Eukaryota; Viridiplantae; Streptophyta; Magnoliopsida; Lamiales; Oleaceae.